AUGCAAAACCACGUUGCCAAAUGGACAACGCCGGCGGAGGGUCACCUGUCGCGGGACGCAAAUGGUGACGAGCAAACCGAUUACGCAAGGUGGAGGCUGGUCGACAAACAGGGUCGCCAGUCAUGGUGCUAUCUCGAGUCCAACGAAGAGAAUGAGAAGUGGCCCCAGACCAUCUACGAGAAGUACUUUCUAAGACUGCACACGGGCUUACCCGACCUGCCCAAGGCGUCAACCCCGUUGCAGGCAGCUCGGAAUGGAGCCUCCGAAUGCAGUGGUCCCAUGUUCAUCCUGCCCUUCGUGGUCAUCGCCUGGUAUGUCACCGACACCCCAAUCCCCGCGGCUUACGCGGUCGAGAUCAAGCGACAUCUCUUUGCGCGACAGAAUCGUGGAGAUGGGGGCUGGGGAUGGCAUCUGCUAGGGCGCAGUUCGAACCUGGGAACGGUCUUGAACUACGUCGUUCUGCAUCUGCUGGGGGCCAGCGAAGAGGACCCUCGCAUAAUCAAAGCCCGUAGAUUCCUCCAUAGUCUCGGUGGCGCGGUCUACGCGCCGGGAAUCGCCAAAUUCUGGCUCUGCGUCCUGGGCGUGAUAGAAUGGGAAUGUCCGAUGAUGGCUACUGACUAUCCGCUAGGCUCGCUGCGGAUUCGGCUCCCACUGCCCCCCCGGAACUGGUACAUUCAUACGCGAACCAACUUCAUGUCCUUAUCCUAUGUCUGGUCUAAGGCAUGGAGGUACCCGGGGGAUGCAAUCACAGAACAGCUUCGUACCGAGAUCCACACGCAGUCCUACAUCACCAUCAACUUUGCUGCGUAUCGCAGUUCCCUUUCCGAGACGACAACAGUUGAAAGCGCAGAAAAGAGAGUCUGGGAGAUGAUACAGGCCGAAGACAAGAACACCGAGUAUAUUGGGCUGUCACCCAUCAGCAAAGCUAUUAACUUGAUCGUGUGCUAUAUCCACGAUGGCAGCGACACAUUCAUUAAUGCCCAUGGGUUCUUAAACAACAAUCAGCUCCGAGAGAACGUACCAGACCAGCAUACUUGUUAUCGGUGGCAUCGCAAAGGGGGCUGGCCAUUUAGUACCAAGUACCAAGGCUACAUUAUCAGCGAGUUUCCCGUUCGCAUUUCGACCGAACAACUGCAAGACUCAGUUGACUGUCUUCUAAAGAUAGAAAACGACACCGGCGGUUUUGCUGUUUGCGAACAAAGACAGGGGUCUUACAACCUGGAAUGGCUUGAGGCCGGCGAGUUCGCCGGAAACACGAUAGUAAGUUACAAUUAUGUGGAGUACUACCGCACCCGCGAAAUCGAGGAUGCCAAAACGCGAGGAUUAGACUUCAUAAGGCGCUCUCAGAAGCCGAAUAGCGGAUGGUACAGAGCCUGGGGAAUCUGCUUCACGUAUGCUGGGAUGUUCGCACUCGAGGCUCUUGCCCUGACCGGAGAAACAUAUAAGACAAGCGAGUAUUCCCGCAAAGGUUGCGAGUUCCUCGUGUCAAAGCAGAAAGAAGACGGGGGAUGGGGAGAAUUCUAUCUCAGCUUUAAGGAACAGACAUACAUCGAGCAUGAGGAAUCUCAGGUGGUGCAAACGGCCUGGUUCUGUUUGGGCUUAAUAGAUGCCAAUUACCCCGAUAAGGAACCGAUCAGGAGGGGAUUGAAGUUAAUCUUGUCCCGACAACAAUCUAAAGGACAGUAG
Aspergillus steynii IBT 23096 is the source of this 1686-nucleotide messenger RNA. RefSeq names its product family 10 polysaccharide lyase. Gene Ontology annotation, biological process: triterpenoid biosynthetic process; ergosterol biosynthetic process. The record is from RefSeq and is a predicted model, not a curated record. Gene Ontology annotation, molecular function: lanosterol synthase activity. NCBI's taxonomy places the organism in Eukaryota, Fungi, Ascomycota, Eurotiomycetes, Eurotiales, Aspergillaceae. The transcript has 8 exons. Gene Ontology annotation, cellular component: lipid droplet. The coding region runs from base 1 to 1686 and encodes 561 amino acids.